This is a messenger RNA of Impatiens glandulifera, 1780 nucleotides long. Its product is annotated as aspartate aminotransferase, chloroplastic. The transcript has 11 exons. The record is from RefSeq and is a predicted model, not a curated record. NCBI's taxonomy places the organism in Eukaryota, Viridiplantae, Streptophyta, Magnoliopsida, Ericales, Balsaminaceae. Gene Ontology annotation, biological process: amino acid metabolic process; biosynthetic process. Bases 140 to 1537 code for a protein of 465 amino acids. Gene Ontology annotation, molecular function: transaminase activity; pyridoxal phosphate binding.
AUUUUCAUCAUAUUCCCUCGAUUUGAUCGUCACCUCUCUAUUUGUAUGUUCACUCUUCUACACAGAAUCAACCAUUUCUCCUUCUCUCACUCUCUCUCAUUUAUUCUAACGCAAAGCUUCAUUCGCCUUGUAUUCACAGAUGGCUUCUUCAUUGCUACAUAUCACCUCUUCUGUGUCUGCUUCAGCUUCUUCGCUGCAGCACCGCAAGAACGAGUUGAUGUUUUCUACCUUUGAUCAAACCGGUUACCUUAAGAAGGAUAAUAGAAAUUUAUUUAUGAGGACUAAGUCAAAUGGUAGAAUAUCUAUGAGUGUUGCAGUCAAUGUUUCUCGUUUUGAUGGAGUUACAAUGGCACCUCCUGAUCCAAUUCUUGGAGUCUCUGAUGCAUUUAGAGCAGAUACAGAUGUUAAGAAGCUCAACCUUGGCGUUGGAGCCUACAGAACAGAGGAUCUGCAACCUUAUGUCCUUAAUGUUGUUAAGAAGGCUGAACAUCUUAUGCUAGAAAAAGGGGUUAACAAAGAGUAUCUUCCAAUUGAAGGUUUAGCUGAAUUCAACAAGGUUACAGCAGAGCUACUGUUUGGAGCAGAUAAUGAAGUUAUUCAACAACAAAGAGUUGCUACUGUUCAAGGUCUUUCAGGCACUGGUUCUCUGAGGCUUGCUGCUGCAUUUAUUGAACGAUAUUUCCCUGGGGCAAAAGUACUGAUAUCAUCACCAACCUGGGGUAAUCACAAGAAUAUUUUCAAUGAUGCUAGAGUUCCUUGGUCGGAAUAUCGGUAUUAUGACCCCAAAACAGUUGGAUUAGAUUUUGAUGGGAUGGUAUCAGACAUAAAGUCAGCUCCUGAAGGAUCUUUCAUACUACUUCAUGGGUGUGCUCAUAAUCCAACUGGCAUUGAUCCAACUCCUGAACAAUGGAAUAAAAUUGCUGAUGUCAUUGAAGAGAAGGGCCACAUUCCAUUCUUUGAUGUCGCCUACCAGGGAUUCGCAAGCGGAAGUCUUGACGCUGAUGCAUCAUCCGUGAGAUCGUUUGCUGCACGUGGUUUGGAGCUCUUUGUCGCUCAAUCAUACAGCAAAAAUCUCGGUCUUUAUGCUGAGAGGAUUGGAGCAAUCAAUGUUGUCUGCUCCUCAUCUGAUGCAGCAGUAAGGGUGAAGAGUCAAUUGAAAAGAAUUGCAAGACCUAUGUAUUCGAAUCCUCCCGUUCACGGAGCUAGGAUUGUCGCGAAUGUGGUGGGAGAUCCAACUCUGUUCAAUGAGUGGAAAGAGGAGAUGGAGUUGAUGGCAGGCAGAAUCAAGAACGUGCGAAAAGAGUUAUACGACAGUCUUUGUGCUAAGGAUAAGAGUGGGAAAGAUUGGUCAUUUAUUCUUAAGCAGAUUGGUAUGUUCUCCUUUACUGGUCUAAACAAAGCUCAAAGCGAUAACAUGACAGAUAAGUGGCACAUAUACAUGACAAAAGAUGGCAGAUUGUCUUUGGCUGGUUUAUCUUCAGCAAAGUGCGAAUAUCUUGCAGAUGCAAUCAUCGAUUCGUAUCACAAUGUCAAGUGAUCUUUCUGGUCUGAUGAGCCAAUUCAUAUAUUGAAAUGUACUGUUUAUUUGUGUACUGAAAAUGGUUAAAGCUUGAGCUAUAAAACUUCUAAUAAGGCACAUUUUACCUGCAUUUUUUUUUGCCAUGGAAGGAACUUGGUCUCCUUUUAACAGAAUUUGACAAUUGUACUUUAUAUAUAUAUAUAUAUAUUAUUGUCUAAUAAUGGUCUUACUAAUAAAACCUCUCUUGAUUUUUAUGGUAAA